Messenger RNA from Mustela lutreola (European mink), 2583 nucleotides. RefSeq names its product GDNF family receptor alpha 4 (gene GFRA4). The transcript has 5 exons. Gene Ontology annotation, molecular function: glial cell-derived neurotrophic factor receptor activity. The coding region runs from base 1023 to 1862 and encodes 279 amino acids. Gene Ontology annotation, biological process: nervous system development. The record is from RefSeq and is a predicted model, not a curated record. NCBI's taxonomy places the organism in Eukaryota, Metazoa, Chordata, Mammalia, Carnivora, Mustelidae. Gene Ontology annotation, cellular component: signaling receptor complex; external side of plasma membrane.
UCCUGCCUACCCUCUCCACAUACCUACUCAUUCUAAGCCCUUGGUAUCUGUUCAUCCUACCUGCGGAAUAGACAUGCUGCAGCCACACGGAGAGUCACUGUGGCUCCUGCCAUCCAAUCCAUGGAUCCUGAAAGAGGGGGCCAGGGCCAGAUGGGGACCCUGCUCCCAGACCUGAAGCAGGAGUCACCUCCCUGCACACACUCAGUGAGAAGGAUGGGGGGCCAGACUGGAAAACUUGCCCAUGAGGGUAGCGCUUCCAGGGGCUGAGAGUACAGAGAGGGGCAGCGGAAGUCUGGUUUUGGUGACCCAGGUCCUAGGAAGGGGCUGCCAAGUCCCUUCCUAUGAGACCCUCGCCUGGGCCCCAGAAGACUGCCACCUGUCAUGGACUAUUGGGCCUUGUGGCUAAGGUCAGAGACCUGUGGCCUGACCAGAGGGUCUUCCCUGGAAUUCACAACCUGGCAGCCUAGUCUAAAUGGGCCCUCUGCAGCCCAGAAUCCUUUCAGGGAAUCCCUCUUUUGCUUGGCUGGUAGAGAGUGGAGGGGCCAGGAGACACCAGAGAUGGGCCACAUGGGAGAUGGAUGAGAAGGGAGCAUCAGAAGGGAAUGGAAGGGCAAGACGGUAAGGGGCAGAAGGAGGCACCUGAGAAGGUAUGGAAGGUGGGAGACCCAGAAACCAAUAGGGAGGAGAAGAAAGGAAGAAAGCUCAGCUGUCCCAGCGUGUCAAAAGAGAAAGAGGAGGAGCCACUGUCCUCAACCCAUUUCUGAUAAAUUCCCAUUAGCCAAGUCCCCAGAAGCCUUGCUCUGUUUCCCACAUCAGCUGGGGCCUAGGAGAGUGGCAGGAGCCCCGCGGACCCCUCUUCGAACGGGUGUGGCCGUUCUGCGGAAUGAGUGGUGCCUGGGGAGGGUAGGCUUCACCGUCUGGGGGAGGCCGGGCCGAGUCUCGGUGCGCCCGACCCACCCGUGACGUGUUGCAGAACUCCCCAGAGCCAGGGGCCGCCCGUCCCCGCGACAGAGGGGCGGUCAAUGCCAGCCGGUCACGCCUUGGAGCCACACUCUGCGCUCCUCCGAUUCCGCGCGCCCCGCGCCUUCAGAGGGCGUGGCCGGGGGACGCGGGGGAAGCGCGCUGGUAAGGCUGCCCGAGAACUGCAGCUGCCCGCCGCUCCCUCAGGGUCACCUGGCUCGGCCGGACGGAACCGAUGCCUGGACGCGGCCGAGGCGUGUACGGCGGACGCGCGGUGCCAGCGGCUGCGCACCGAGUACGUGGCUCAGUGCUUGGGUCGGGUCGGGGCCGGAGGCUGCCCCCGCGCCCGCUGCCGCCGCGCCCUGCGCCGCUUCUUCUCCCGCGGGCCUCCCGCGCUCACCCACGCGCUGCUCUUCUGCCCGUGCGCCACCGCCGCGUGCGCCGAGCGCCGGCGCCAGACCUUCGUGCCAGCCUGCGCCUUCGCGGGGCCCGGGCCAGCGCCGCCCUCCUGCCUCGCACCCUUAGACGCCUGCGAACACAGCCGGAUCUGCCGGCCCCGCCUCCUGGCCUUCCAGGCCUCCUGCUCGCCCGCCCCCAGCGCCCCCGACGGCUGCCUGCUGGAUGAGGCCCCCAGCUGCCUGCGUGCCUACGCAGGCCUCGUGGGCACCGCCGUCACUCCCAACUAUGUGGACAACGCGAGCGCGCGCGUGGCGCCUUGGUGCGACUGCGGAGCCAGCGGAAACCGGCGUGAGGAGUGCGAAGACUUCCGGGGGCUCUUCACCAGGAACCGCUGCUUGGAUGGUGCCAUACAGGCCUUUGACAGUGGGUGGUCUCCAAUCCUGAAGAACCAGCCAGAUGUCCGCCAGGACCCUGAGCACAGCCUCCUGCAACCCCUGCUCUGACUAGGACAACAACAACAACAACCAACAACAACCUUGGACAACAACAUCAUACUGACAGCCAUACUGCCUGGGAUAUAGGGCCCCAUCUGCACCCUCUUGCCCCCUGAAAGUGGACUGGCUUGCCUCCCAAGCUGACUCCAGUGCUCUUGCACUGCUGUUCUUUUUAGGUCUGGACACCCUGUGUGCCUGUCCCCUAGAGUGAGGGAUUUGGGGCUGAGGGCCCGAUGCAAAGUCCCUAGUUUCCCUUUCAGUGGGUUUCUUGGUUGUAGGUCCUUCUGUCCACUGACCUUGGAACAGUCAGCUUCUCCUACAGGGUAGGGAUGGGAGGUGGUCACCUUUUUAGCUAAGGCCUCAGUGGGGCCCCAGAUCACCUACAAGUCAGAAACCAUCCAAAUUCCAAGAAUUUUAAGAGAUUUUUACCUGCUUCCCUGAAGAGAACAUACCCUAAGGAGUACAUCUGGACAGACUUACAGGUAAACUUUUUUUUUUUUAACACUGCAGCCUUUCAUGGCACCUUCCUAGGGAGGCACCACCUGUCAUGAUAUCCACCUAGGCCCCAUCGACUAAUGUUAUUAAGGUUCUUCCCAACCAUGAUAUGCUCCUUAGUGGGCACCACCUGGAGUGAGAUUCCAGUCCCCUGCAUUGCACUGGUCAUGUCGCCAUCUUCCCUGUGGUUUAACCUAGCACUAUGAAUGGCAACCAUAGCUCAAUAAACCUGUAU